AUGACAGGACGCCACGCUGCCUCAAAAUCGGUACGUGACGGCGCUCACGCCCAGGUCGUGCAGUGCACUGUAGAGGGCAUACAGGGCCAGCUUGUUGCCAAGAUCUUCGACCCGCUCUACAGGUGGGAAGGCAUGGAUUGGGACAUUGGCUGGUCACCCGUGGGCCUCACCGAGUCCGAAUGGUCUCGUGAGGCUGCCGCCUACACGAGGAUUGAGGAGAUGAUCAAGAAGCAAGGUUUCGACGGCAGGUGCACUCCGCGCUUCGAGGGCUGCUGGUCCUUCGACGUCCCCUACGAGCUGGAGCUGGUCAGCAACAGCGCUGCCGGCACCGCCACCAGAGGAAAACAACAGCAAAAGUCGUCGGACGAGGCUCUGCGUCGCACCAUUAAGGUAACACGCAACGUGCGCCUGCUCCUGAUGGAGUACAUCCCGGGCGACAGCAUAUUGCAGCUACUUGAGACGCGCGAAUAUAAGAAGAUCCCGACAGAGGUUCGCAUGGACCUGGUAGCACAGGCUGCUGAGGCCGAAAGUGCCCUACGGCAUAUCCGUGUAUCCCACGGUGAUCCGGCCUCGCGGAACGUUGUUGUUGUUUGCACGAAAAAAGAACACCAUCAUUCUUCCUUCUCGGCCUCCUCCUCUCACUCGGGAAAUGGCGAAGAAGGGGCCGGAAAUGAACAUAGACGGCGAGAACAAGGCGUUCAGGAGUGCCAGUGGCGUGUGGUGUGGGUCGACUUUGGCAAUUCCAUCGUGCUGGACCUACCCAACGCCAAAUACAACAUCAAUGGCAGGCUUCCUCCCGCCGGGGGGCUGCCGCCUAACCCGAUAAACAUGUGCCGCGGGUGGUGGCCGGUCAUGGACCUCUGCCUAGACGACGACAUCAACUGGAUCGACGAGCAUCUUGACAAUUUUGAGGCGAGGCGGAAAUGGAUGGAGGCGAGGUGGGGUGAGGGGAGUGCAAGUGCCCGCCGGUAUCAGCCGGUGGAGUACGAUAAAUUGGCGCCCGAAUGGAGGAACGAGAAGUAG
Molecule: messenger RNA, 1023 nt
Organism: Diaporthe batatas
Lineage: Eukaryota; Fungi; Ascomycota; Sordariomycetes; Diaporthales; Diaporthaceae
Exons: 2
Coding region: 1-1023 (340 amino acids)
Source: RefSeq, a predicted model, not a curated record